Hydractinia symbiolongicarpus is the source of this 1883-nucleotide messenger RNA. Its product is annotated as U7 snRNA-associated Sm-like protein LSm10. Gene Ontology annotation, cellular component: cytoplasmic U snRNP body; nuclear body. Lineage: Eukaryota; Metazoa; Cnidaria; Hydrozoa; Anthoathecata; Hydractiniidae. Gene Ontology annotation, biological process: mRNA 3'-end processing by stem-loop binding and cleavage. The record is from RefSeq and is a predicted model, not a curated record. Gene Ontology annotation, molecular function: U7 snRNA binding; histone pre-mRNA DCP binding. Bases 1214 to 1609 code for a protein of 131 amino acids. The transcript has a single exon.
UAUGUGGAGUGGAUAGAUAGAUGUGCAUAUGUUACAUGGCUAGCCUCACAAAUAUCGAGGGAUAUACCCUGUCUAUUAUUUCCAGGGGGGGCCAUGGCGUAGAUGGAGAGUCCUAGAGUAUUUAAUGCUCAUUUUGAGCUACGCAGACCCAAUUAGAGCCCGCGCUCUACUAGACAACUCCCGGCAACAUCCAACGGCCCACACAGUGUGCCAUCUUCCCAAUUUCCCUCACAUGGCUUGGGUUAACCCGGGGCUAUGGUAACAUUCACUCGCCCAUGUUAAAUCGCUGUCAAGAGGAAUCGAACCCCGGUCUCCCGCACAGAGUACGAGAGCUAUAACCACUAAUCUACGGCGCCACAGAUUUGUUUUUUUUCGCGUUCUUUUAUAUACACAUUGAUUGCUAGCAACCUACCUACGAUGGCCUCUAUGGCUUACUUCUCUUCCAAUUUAAAUUCAUUUCUCUUUUAUUCGGCGAUUCGGUUUGACGUAAUAACAAGUUAUUUGGAGGUGAACGUUUCCGUAUUUUAGAUGAGAGUGCAAAAGCUAGACACAUUUUGGAGUUUAAGAACAAUGUUAGGAAGUUUGAGCCAAAAAAAUUUUGGAGCAAAAUCUAGAUAGCUAAGGUCAUUUCCAAAUAGAAUUUUAUUGGGUACAGGAUCUUUCCCCCCGAUCAGGUGAAAGAGGGUGCCGACUAAGCCGCAAACGCCCGCAUAUAUAAGGACGAGUUUGGGCAACUUUUCAAAUUAAAUUGACGGUUGUCCGCCGAAACCACCCGCACUUUCGCAGAUGGAAGAGGAUCUCCCGAAACGUCGCCUACUAAACUAUCGUGUUCAGGAAAUGAUAAACUUUCCACAGUAGUGUGACUUAAAUUGAUAAAAUACGCUAAAGCUUACUGAUUUAACAGAAUUUAUUAACAUGCAUAAGUCUAGUAACAUUUACCCCCUGUUUUUGAUUUUUUGUGGCUUACAGGUCGGAACAACUACAAAGGUUAAUGUCAGCCAGGUAAAAUCACAUCACAAAAAAUUAUGAUAUGUCGGAAUCACAAUCACAAUGGUUGUGUCCAUAAUCUGAACCUUUCAUGUGAUGCAUUUUUAAUGGUUUUGUUGUUCAUAUGUAUAUGAUAUGCUUUGUAUAUUUUUUAGCGCUCCAAUAAAGAAUUGUGAAAGAAAUAUAGAAAUAAUCUUCCUGAAUUUAAUUCAUAAAAGUUUUUAGAAUGGCUGAAAAUCCUUAUUCUUACCACAGUUUAUCUGGUUUAGAGAGAGCAAAAACAGAGAGAAGUCUCCUAUGCUUACUGCGUGCAUGUCAAGGUUAUCGAACUAUGGUGGAGCUUCGAAAUGAGACAACUGUACUGGGAAAAAUACUUAAUUGUGAUGGCUUUAUGAAUCUCACUGUUGAGGACGUAGUAGUUAAUAAGAUUUCUGGUGAACAACAAGAAUUUACACACAUGCAUAUAUUGGGUAGCAAUAUUCGAUAUGUUCACAUCCCUGAUGAAAUUGAUAUGCAAAGUGCUAUUCUUGGAGAAUUAACUAAACUUAAUAGAUCCAGGAGAACAGGGUCACAAUUUGGCAGGGGGAGGGGUAAUUUCAGAAGUAGAGGUAGGGGGAGAUAAAAAGUCAGCAAAAAAGAAACACCAUAACCAGUAUAGCAGAGGACAGUUGUUUUUCGUUAGAGUUUAGUGAAGAUGAGUUUGUUAACACAAAGUGUGCUUUGGCGAUGAACAAUGGUAAAUGGCUCUGUAACAUCAUUUUUAACAAGUUCAUAAAUUAUGAGAGUUCAAAUAUUAGAAAACAUAUAGAACAUUUAAAAGAAAUAACUAAUAACAGGUUAUUAUAAAGCCCUCUGGAACCAUGAAAGAUUUAUCAAGCUUUUUUGAAUAUGUCGUA